Messenger RNA from Homarus americanus (American lobster), 2339 nucleotides. RefSeq names its product protein C12orf4 homolog. Lineage: Eukaryota; Metazoa; Arthropoda; Malacostraca; Decapoda; Nephropidae. Gene Ontology annotation, cellular component: cytoplasm. The record is from RefSeq and is a predicted model, not a curated record. The transcript is spliced from 12 exons. The coding region runs from base 322 to 2019 and encodes 565 amino acids.
CCUAGCCAGGGGCUCCGCCCCCGGACCCCCGCUGACCUUAGCCGGGGGCUUCGCCCCUGUUCCCACAAACACAAAAUAAUAGCCCUAUAGUCGCGCGGUCAGCCUCCUUGAGAAUAUGAAUAGCCGUUACAGUGUUUCUUACCUUACUCCGAGUCAGAGUCUGAGUCAGGGACCAGAAGGCCUCUUGGGUUCCGCUGUUCUCUAAAACUUCCAAUAAUCGAAAUCGCACCCAGCACAUAAUGGCUCCAUGUUGCAACUGAUUAAGAAUGUCCCGCAUCCUACCGCCCACGCUGAAUAUUGAACACUAAUUGGUUGAAUCAAAUGUUGAGAUUUUUUAUUGGAUUUGAUUGGCUGCCGCCCCUCCCCCUAAGUUUGAUUGGCGACGCCCCCCGACACCUGCACAGGAGGUUACUUAAAAUGAUGGGUUCUACUAGAAGUGAAGACUGUAUGUGUGAGGUGACACUUGGAACACAUCCUCGGGUGAUGAUGGUCUGUGUACCCAUAACCAUCCCCUCGGGCAUCAGCCACGUUGAGUUGGCCCACCGUCUGGUCCUGCACCACAACCUACCUAUCUACCUUCACACUGAGUUGAGUGAGAAGCUUCAGGUGUUUAUCCAGGACAAGACCGAGGGAUAUUACCGCCAACAAGACCAACGUGCCAUCCAAAGUCUACGAGAUGGAAAAGUGAAUAUUGACGACGUUGCUUCUGCGUGGACGAACAAAUAUUCACAAAUACAGUUGAGUAAAAGACAAGAGGAUGAAGGAUGUGAGAAUGAGAUGUUGGCCACAAUGUAUCACUCACUAGUCCACUCCCCUAUGGUGGUCAACUUGCUCAGCUUGGAACAUUCUUUUGCUGGGGCCAUGAGUUCCCUCGUGUCUCAGAGGGAAUACGCCAUGAAGGAAAUCAGUGAAAGGCAGACAAAGGAGAUGAGCAACACAGUGAGUAGAGUUGGAGUGAAUCUAACGGACGACGACGUGAAUGACCUCGCUGCCCAUCACCUUGAAGACUCUCAGUUAAUGGAGGUUCAGUGGGAUUCAACUAUUUCAGUCCUGAGAGAAAAUCAGAAACGGGAGUUUAUGAAUUUCGUCAUGGAGUCGUUUGCCGGGCGAGAAGUGACCACACCAGUGACUCCCAAAGAUUUUAUAAUGAUGGGUUCGGAUUCUGUGGUGGUUGAGACAGCAGACCCAACACAAGAGGAGAGUUUUACCAUCCACCUCGGGGCACAGAUGAAGCAGAUGCACAAUUUACGUCUUCUCUCGGCACACGUACUUCAGCUUUGCAAAUAUCAAUCACAUGAAGCAAGUGACAUCCCACCACAGAGGAUUCAGACAUCAAUGAGCCUGUACUCCCAUAACCUGAACGGCCUGGUGCUGCUAGUGGACGACCGCAUUAACACCUACUCUGGAAUAAAACGUGACUUUGGGCGUGUGUGUAGCAGAUCAACAGAACUCCACUUCCCAGAUUUAGAAGACCAGCUGGAGUCUGUCCGAGAUACUGUUCCUCAGGUUGUACAGUGGCGCCGUGACCACCCACCUCCACAAUAUGACUGUGAUGAAGAUGCUCCACCUCCACCCCCAGUCCCGCAAUAUCUUAAAGCAGGGGAUUUCUACAUAACUCGACACUCCAAUCUUGCUGAUGUUCACGUAGUCUUCCACAUGAUUGUUGACGACUCGCUACACUCGGGGGACAUCAAUUCCCGCCAUCCUGUCAUCCUGGGACUUAGAAAUGUUCUAAAGGUGGCCUGCCUUGGAGACAUCACCACACUCACCAUUCCUCUUCUUCUUACAAACACCAUGUCUGAGGAAAUGACUAUGUCUUGGUGCCAGAAACGUGCAGAGUUAGUGUACAAGUGUGUCAAGGGUUUCAUGAUGGAGAUGGCAUCAUGGGGCGGAGCUGAAAUGAAAAACAUGCAGUUUCUCGUGCCAAAGGGCAUCUCCGAGGAUUUAUUCCAACACCUGGCCGCCAUGCUGCCCAACAUCUUCAGAGUUUCCAAUCCGCUAGUUGUUAAGUCCUCUUAGUAUACGUACACAAACGGCUAAACAGUAUGUACAUUAAAUUUAUAUAUAAAGUAUUAAAUAUUGUUUUCCACAAUAAAAGAUAUCUGGCAUAGACUGUUUUAAUUUUUUAUGGAGUAAUUUUAAUACUUUUGACCAAAUCCCAGAUGAUGCCCCUCCCACAAAUAAACAUAUAAUGGAGGGGAACACUGUAUAUUAUAGAUGAAUUAUUUAGUAAUGUUUUUAUAUCCAUUUGGAGGAUCACACUGUACUCUACACGGGUAUUUCAAAUUUGACGUAAGAAAUAAUUGUAUAUCGGUGAUCAAUAAAAUAAUUUUUCCCAA